CCUCUAUGUUAAUAUUUAGAUUCAGCGUCAAUUCUAUGGAAAAUGAUAUAAUUGCAGAAUUUCCAACUUCGGGCGGCGCAUGCGUAGCUUCCUGUCACGGCAUCUGGCCAAAAGACACAAUGAACACUCCCUCAUUUUCAGCAGUCAACUUUUGUCUCUGAGCACCGCACAGAAGACCUACCAAAGUUUCAUGCCCAUCUUAAUUGUCAUGAAAAGGAGGCAGUUUGGGAAUGGCGAAUUUUUACUUCAAGACUUUCGUUCAGUUCGGAAUCUUGCUUCUUGUAGGGUCUGACACGAGUACCUUAGUCGGGGCCUUGGACAUCAAGCCGAAGUCGCAGUCUUGCAGAGGUGCCUUCGAUAUGUAUUUCGUUCUAGACAGGUCUGCCAGUGUGACACCGAAGAACUUUCGGGAAGAGACGGUGGACUUCGUGGAGAAGAUUGUUAACAGUUUCCACAGCCCCAAGGUCCGUUUUUCCUUCAUCACCUUCUCAGACGAUGCUUCUGUUGUCAUGGAGCUGUCCAACGACCCGGAUGUCAUCAAACAUGGUCUGUCCCACCUUCGACAGAUCGACACGUACGGAGGAACUUUUAUGAGUCACGGUCUACGUAAGGCAAAUGCUCAGAUUGUGGCUCUAGGCGGAGACACUGCUAGCAUCAUAUUUGCGCUGACGGAUGGAAAACUUACGGAUGAGCCUCAAUCGUUUAAUGAGGCAGAUAAGUCUAGAUCCCUGGGAGCAACAGUCUUUGCAAUUGGAGUCGGAAAUUAUGACGACGUCCAGUUGAAAUACGUGGCUGAUAAACCUGCCAAGGACUAUGUGUACCUUCAGCACGAGUUUGAAGCACUGGAUGGCAUCAUUGAUGUGGUCGUUAACAAAUCCUGUAUAGAAAUCGUGUCCGCGGACCCGCCAUAUGUGUGUGCUGACACCGUGUUUGAGGUAGAUAUUUGGGGAAAUGGCUUCAGAAAAACCGACAAUAUAUCGAACGUCUUCUGCAACUUCAGAUUGAACGACACAGACAACCAAGUUUUUAGGCCGAAGGAGGUGAGAAGCGACUAUCUACGCUGCCCAGCACCUAAAAUUGACGAGCCCGGAAGCUUCCUUGUUCUUCAAGUAAGCGUCAAUGGGAAGACCUUCAUUUCCAGCAACGUCACAAUUGAAGCUCUAGAUUGUACUCCGACAGACGUGGCGGCGAUCGUACUGCCAUUGUUCUUCCUGCUGCUGCUGCUGGCGCUGCUGCUGCUCUGGUGGUUCUGGCAGCUGCUUUGCUGUUACGUCGCCAUCAGUGAGAAAGAAGAAGACGCAGACGAGGAAGAGCCGAAACCCAAAUGGCCCAAGGUUAGUGCUUCCUACUACGGAGGUAGAGGCGCUGGAGGGAUGUCCCGGAUGCAGGUAGAAUGGGGAGGACUGGGAUCAACUGAGGCAGGAGCUAAGCUUGAUCGACCAAAAGACUCUAAGAUUGAAAUCCCACAAGAGCCAAUGCCCAAGUCCCCCACAUUGUGGGAAACUAUCAUGGGGAAACUACGAACAUGUCGCGACUAUCUACUAAAGCAGUACCACAGAGUUGACAUCAUGAGACCGAGGCCAGGAGACAAGAGUUGGUGCAUCGUUGUGAGAAGAACAUGAGAAGAGGAAAUAGCACCUUACUGUCUGGUGUAUGUGGGUGAGAGAAAGUUAACCAUAUUUCCCUCACAAAAAAGCACUUGGUUGAGAAUGAGUCAGCAAAGAUUCGUCUAAGGUUUUUGACAAGUCAUGAGAAGGUUGGGAAAACGUUGGGAGUAAUUCACCAGUUGUUAUGGUGUGGUUGGAAGUCAAAUCUAACUGCUGACUUACUUCUAACCACCAGCCAACCAUCAGUCUGUCCCAGCCAACCCAUUCCAGACCUUCCGUCCACAGCUGAUAACCAGCCAACCUCGCCGACAACCAGCCAACCACAGCCGACUUUUCCCCAACUCACUACCAGCCAUAGCCUUUAACAUGUCCUGUUGGACAAUGUUGGAAACAGUGUUCAUGAUGCCACACGGGUGACACCGCAGAUGAGAGAAAGCAUGCCUGCGGCGUUAGACAAGGAUACAUGACUGAUGGGUCCUACACAUAGACUUCCCGAUGCCCCGGCUCAGUAGUUGAGACGUUAUGGAUGGUAUUCACGUAGCUGAUGCAAAGGCAAUGGCAAAAUGUGACAAGAAAUCGGGCUCAAAGGAUUAAUAAAAGACCUUUAUUGUACAGUUAUCAUUUAACGUUAAGUACAGGUCGUAGCGAUAAGGCACGCAUUUUGAAAUAAGACAAUGGUUUCAUACUAAUGCAUGCUAGUAUAGUAGUACGACAGGUUCAACUUUCAAAUCCGUCUCGCGUCUUGAAAGACAGUUGUAAACAUGAAAAGAUGAAAUCAGAAAAUUUCAUUUAUCCACUUGCAUGAGGAAUGUGAUUUUUUUAUUUGAAUAAUACAUGUAAUACGAUUAUAUACAAUCAAAGGGGGCAUUUCUCUCGUCGGUGUAUGACUUGACUUGACUUGGUAUAAAGUAUAGAAUCCACAAUAAAAUGAGUCAUCCUCUGUCUUGCUAAAGGUAUGGUAUUGGCAAGAGUUACGCCGAAAAGACAGUCACUCAAGCAACUGAUUUUGGAAACGGUUAUACGUUUCAACUAGCAUCCACUAGUUUUCGUCAGUGACACUGAAGAAAUCUUGUUGGAGAGGGUUUUAAGAGUUACUUGAAGAACCGUUGCCUGCUACAUGUGAAGACAAGGCUUGUUGAUUAUCUCUAAUGAACAUUAUGAAUUGUACUGUAGAAUCUUAACAUACAGAAUUUGUACAGUAAAAUUAGAUAGCUAUACAGUUCGUGUUGAAUAGACCAACCGACUUCUCAUUACCAUACCAACAACCACCAACGAACCCCCCCCUGGAGAUCACCUUUACAUAUACAUCAUUACACCACCGUUACAUAUCAUUACAUAGAAUAGGUGUUAAUGGACAGACGGUUCAUGACGGAUGGCGUUAGAUUCAAAACUAAAAAAAAGAUUGAUUCCAAACCAAAUAGGACAUUCUACAAAAUGUAAUAAAUACAAGCACACUCAGUUCACCUGAAACGGAUAUCGUCGUCAGGUAGUGAGGUGACGUCUUUACAAUGGUGAGCAAAAAAGAGUCCGUAGGACACAAACCUUCGUGAAAUAAUAAAGUGUGGGAUAAGGUGUUUGACACUUUCUUUACCAGUAAUAGUACACUUUUUCCAACAUGUUUCCAUUUAUGUCCAGGUAACUGUUUAUCUUAACACUUGACAGCAACUAAGGCAGUGGCCGAAUCUGCUUGGAGAGUAUCUAAUCAGCUCCAGGCUGUAGGCGACCAUCAACUCUUCUAAUGGCUGCAACACACCACGGUGCCAAAAAUGGUCGUGCGUCCUCAGAACUCCAUAACUACUGACAUGCUAAGAUAUAGAAAAUGAUUAAUCUUUGAGAACACACAGACCCUGACAAAAACAUUACCCCAAUGUGAACAAUGCUUAGGAGCAAAUUCAGCUAUUUUCACUCCGCUCCUCCUUGCAAAAAUAGACUGUUCCAAAAUUGAAUUUGAAACGAGAUCCCAUUUGCGAAUGACUCGGAACUACGGUUCUUUCAUACUAGUACCAUACAGUAAUCACACUUUUAUUUCUUGAUUACAACACGCACACUGUAUGCUAGUGAUUCACACAUUUACAAAGAAGACACCGUUGUUCUUCAAGAAAGAAAGUUUUUAUUUCAAAAACGUAAAUUGUGUCGUAUUUUCCUCUACCGAUUGAACACGUUAUGAGACCCUAAACUUUGGUAUUACAUACCCACAGCAGACAAUAGCGUGGUUUUCCUGCUUAUGUACACAAGGCAUGGCUCUCGUUCUUGCCUCGGACCAUCAGAGAGUAGAAUGGACUUGAGCCUGGUGUGACGGAGGCGGAGUCUCUCUCCCAGUUCAAAACUUAGCUGGGCAGGACCCUGCUGCAUUGAGCCACCCCCACACGUCUUGUAUAUAUGUAAAUAUAUGUUCUAUUAAAUCACUUAACUCACUUGUCCUGUCCUUUGCACACACAAAAUCAGUUUGUUUUCAUUUCCCUUAGCGUUUUUCCUUUAUUUUCCCUUGUCUAUUUGUACUGGGCACUUGCGUUGUAAAUAACUCAUGGGCAAUCUGCCGUUGAUCUCUAAAAUUAGAGGCUUGGCAGUACAAAAGAAGAAGAAGACAAGGGCAGUUGCUGUACUUAUUCAAGAUUGUCACAAGUAUUAUCAAUCAUCAUACAAACAGAUAUUGCUAAACAAAAUCUCUUUACCAAAAUAUGCUUAUCAGAACUGUCCUACUCAGCCGUUUUCAGUGAAGUGUAUGUUUGUAAAACCCAAUUGGAUAGCAUGGCUGCACUGUGCCACUGCAAUGACAUUAUCAGAACAAAUACAUAUAAAGUUAUGUACAUUGUAUUCAGACAAGAAGGAUCACAUACUGUUUUUAUACUUAUGAUUAGCUAAUACAUAUGUAUUGAUGAACAAAGCUAAUUAGUCACUGUAUAUUUAUUUACACCAAGUCUGUUUUGUAAAUCUUAAUGUAUUGUAGUUUUAGAGCUUAAUACCUGAGCACGGGAGGCACAAUUAUACAGUUCGGUCAGAACACCACCUAAAAACAUCCAUAAAAUCAUUUUAAACGUAGCUAUAAAAAAAACAACAUAAAAAGACGGGUCUGGGUAUUAGCACACUCUACGUUUGUGCCAAAUUUCAAGUCAUUUGGUUCAGGAACGACGAAGAGGAAUCACUUUAAAGAUCGCGACAGGAGAAAGAAAGAAAGAAGAAACAUUACGAACAUAAUAGUUUCACUCCCUAGCGUACCUACGGUAAGCGGAGUGAAAAUAAAUAUGCGCAGCUUAACGUUACAUGUCUCUUCAAGACCAUGAAGAUCCGCCAUCCCGUUGAGAUACUCUUUCAAGGUUUUAAACAAAAUCGGCCCCUGCAGUAAAAAAUAUACUUUAGAGGUGGGAAACCUACAUCCACUUACUCUCCAUCUCAUCUAUCUGCCACUCAAAAAUCAUAAUCAUAGUAUGUUCAGAACAUAAGAUAUAAAAAUCAGAAGUUUCCGCUGCAGUACCAAAUAAGGUCUUGCCAUUUCCAGGUAUUUCAGGCCCUACCCACUACAAGAUAUAUGCAAGAAAAAUACAUACAUGAGGGGUUUAGCUCUAUCAAAAAUAAUUUAAAACUGUCUUUUCUUAACAAAUCAGUUUCAGUUCAGUCAUACAUCUGGUGACACUAUGAAGUCCCUCAAGAUGACUCUGUCGUGCAUGACAGACAGGAGGUCCCUUUCUUGGAGACAAUCCUCCUCCUCGAUCAACCUCCUAAGGGUCAGGGAUGUUAUGAGCAAGAAACAUACCUUUA
This is a messenger RNA of Branchiostoma floridae (Florida lancelet), 5363 nucleotides long. RefSeq names its product anthrax toxin receptor 1-like. Gene Ontology annotation, cellular component: membrane. The transcript has 18 exons. Bases 231 to 1622 code for a protein of 463 amino acids. Lineage: Eukaryota; Metazoa; Chordata; Leptocardii; Amphioxiformes; Branchiostomatidae. The record is from RefSeq and is a predicted model, not a curated record. Gene Ontology annotation, molecular function: signaling receptor activity.